Aspergillus steynii IBT 23096 is the source of this 735-nucleotide messenger RNA. RefSeq lists its product as uncharacterized. Gene Ontology annotation, cellular component: DASH complex; spindle microtubule. The transcript is spliced from 3 exons. Bases 1 to 735 code for a protein of 244 amino acids. The record is from RefSeq and is a predicted model, not a curated record. Lineage: Eukaryota; Fungi; Ascomycota; Eurotiomycetes; Eurotiales; Aspergillaceae. Gene Ontology annotation, biological process: attachment of spindle microtubules to kinetochore.
AUGUCGCUUCUCGAAAGCCAUCUUGAGCAGAUCGCGCUCUCGUCCAAUGCCAUUUCAGAGCUCCCCUUCCCCCCACCUCGCAUCUUCACCAAUGCUCUGCUAGGGUCCCAUGAUAUCACGGCGCUCAUUCGGGAUACGGAGGCUCAUGAGCGAGCUCUUUUUCAAACAGACCCCUCCGUGAAGCCCUCACAGCGACGAACCACGCGGCGCGGGACCACCUUGCCGUCGGAUGCAGAGGGGGAGUCUAUGGCCAGUCGCAUCUACUCGGCCAGAAAUAAUAGAAAUCAGUCGGCCGUUGCCAGGGUCUUGGGAUCAGACAUGAUGGAGGAGAUCAAACGAUCAACCGGUACUUCCAGCCGGGGAGGUCGCAGCGAAGUCAAUCUCGACGUACUACUUCGAGGCGCGGAGAUCCUCUGCGGUGUCUAUCCGGUUCCCGGUGCGAAUGAAAAGAUCACCAGCCUCCGCUACCGUCAUGAAUUGAUAACAGACUCCAUUCUUCAACUAGAAGAGCGUGUGGCCAAAAACGCGACCGAGUUGGAGCAAAUGAGCCACUCAUAUGGAAACGAGUACGAUGACUACGAUACAGCUCCUGUCGCACAGCCGGAGACGGCGGAGGUAACGGACACCGAUAUUGAGCGCGAGAUGGAAGAGAUCAGAGAGUUGGAAAGGAGAAAAAGAGUCUUGGAGAAUCGCGUCCAUGGAAUGGAACGUGACUUGGGAGAGUUGAUGGGAUAA